This is a messenger RNA of Aspergillus aculeatus ATCC 16872, 3021 nucleotides long. RefSeq names its product KH domain protein. Gene Ontology annotation, cellular component: cytoplasm; nucleus. The record is from RefSeq and is a predicted model, not a curated record. The transcript has 7 exons. Lineage: Eukaryota; Fungi; Ascomycota; Eurotiomycetes; Eurotiales; Aspergillaceae. Gene Ontology annotation, molecular function: mRNA binding. Gene Ontology annotation, biological process: nuclear division. The coding region runs from base 1 to 3021 and encodes 1006 amino acids.
AUGCACAAGAUCUCCAAUUUUACGGGUCAGGCCCGUCAUGGCUGGGAGCGAAUGACACCCACUUUCGGCAUGUCUCGACCGCACACCGAUAUGAGCUCCCACUCCCUUCGUCGACCGCACGGCGCACCUCCGAUGACUCCGCCCACCGGCAUUGACCCUACCGUCAACCUCUCCUUCAAUGUUCCAUUUUCCUCCACCUUGGCCGGUCCCGAUGCCGACGAUGUCCUGCACGCGAGCCCUGGUGCUCUUCAGCGCUGGUCCUUCCCCGAGGGCACCCCGGACGGAACCCCCGUCCACCAGCUUCCCGUCCAUGCCAGCAAUGUCGAGGCCCUGCGGAGGUUAUGUCGCCAGAUCACCGAGAGCAGUAACGGUCGAGUAGAGGCUGUUGUCACGUCGUCCGAGCCCAAAACGGUCCCCUCACUACAACGACGACCCCAAGGAUUGGCGACGAAUGUCUGUAUCACCGGCGAUGGAGAGACUGUGCGCAAGAUGCGGGCAAGGGUCCUGAACGAGACUCCAAUUUUGUUGCGUUGUGCGACCGUGGAUGUUGACGUCCAUCUUAUUAUUGACGGAUCGACCAAGAACAUCCGUUCCAGUGUUCUGGAGCAUCUCGACACCCUGGCUGCAUACACUGGCACCGAUAUUUUCCUCCUCAACCCCAAGAUUCGCGACAAUGAUAGUGCUGUGAUCUCCUCUUAUGGCUACGCGUCGGAUAAUGGGCUGGACCAGCGGUUCCGGGUGUCCAUCUACGGUGACAUGGAGAGCGCGGAGCAUGCCAAGACUCGCGUGUUGAUCAUGAUUGAUCAAAUUCUCAAACGUCAUGUGGAUGCCAUGAAGCUGGAGCUCACCAUGCACACUUUGGUUUGCGGUCGGACUCGCAAGAACAUCAAGUUGAUCGAGGCGGCAACCGGAACGGCCAUCUACUUCCCCCCGCCAUUCCCGCGCAUUUUUGGAUACACGCCCCCCGGUGCCCACCGUCGCAGUGAGGACGAGGUUUACAUCACGGGUGACACUCAAGAGCAGAUUGCUCGCGCCAAGCAGAAGUUGCGGGAGCUGGUAAUGGGGGUCAAGAUCUAUGUGAAGGAUGUCAUCGUCAACUCGAACAAAAUCGACAACAUCUUGCUUGAUCGCCUCGACAAAGUCCGGAAGGUGAUGGAGAUGAACGGAUCUUACGUCCACUUUCCCCAGCUGGGAAUCCAGCGGGGUGUGGUUCGCAUUCAGGGCACAGAGGUUUUGCACGUCGAGCGCACAGUUCGCGAGAUCAUGGCUUUGGCCGGCCAGUUUUACAGCGCCUCGUGGUGGAUUAUCAUGCCCGACCCGUCCCAAGGUGGAUUACGCGCCCCACCCGCCGCCGACGUUCGUACAAUGCUGUCCGACAUCUGCAGCAAUUCGGGUGCCGAGGUCAGCUUUGACAACUUGACAUUCACCAUCAAUGGAUCAGAUGAUGCUGUCAAGGCAGCGAUGAUGGUGAUCAACCAAAUCCCAUUUGUCCAGCGGAGCCAGUACCAGAUGCGCGUCAAGAUCGAACUUGCGAAUGAGCACAAGGAGUUUGUUAGUGGCAAGAAGAAUGGCAAGAUCAACAAGAUCAUGGGACAGAGCAAUGUGCAAAUCAUUUUCGAUGGUUUCAACGAGUACAACUUCUACAUCGACGUGUGCGGCAACCAGUACGAAUCCACCAAGAACGGCCUAGAUCUUGUUGAGCAGGAGAUGCCCGCUUCGAUCUCCUUCCAUGUGCCCGAUCAAUAUCACAAGCGGAUCAUCGGAAUCGGUGGUCAGCAUAUCCAGCGCAUUAUGAAGAAAUACUCGGUUUUCGUCAAAUUCUCGAACGCCAUGGACCGCGGCGGAAUGGGCAAAGAGGACGAUGAUAUCAAGGUUGAUAACGUCAUCUGCCGGACUCCUGCACGCAAUGCCCAGAGUCUCGACUUGGUGAAGCAGGAGAUCAUGGACAUGGUCGAGAAAGUCGAUGCCGAGUAUGUCUCGGAACGAGUGGUCAUCAACAGGCUGUAUCACCGUGAAUUGCUCGCCCGCAUCUCUGAGAUCGACGAGCUUGAGAAGAAGUGGAACUGCAAGAUUGAGUUCCCUAGCACCGAGCUUGCUAGUGACGUCGUGAACAUCUCUGGACCGGAAUACCAGGUUCCGCAGGCGGUUGACGCCUUAUUGGGAAUGGUCCCUGAGAGUCACGAACUCCUCUUCCAAAGCUCCGCAGAAUUGCGCGAUUUCUUCAAGUCCCCUGACUUCCGUGAAGAUGUCUGCGCAAAGUUGAAGGAACAAUACGAAGUUGAUACCACCGUGGAUACAACUUCGGACCUUCCGACAUCUGACAGUGCCUCGGGGUCCUCUUCUCCCACUUUCGGGCCUGAAGAUCGCGUGGUGCUCGGAUACACUCGCAAUAAUGCCGGCGGACUGAAGGAUGCGAUCGAUUUCUUGAUCUCGCGCCUUGUGGCUCACGGACUCGACGCGACGACAGUCAAGGGCGCCAUCCCGCGACCGAAGUCUGACUCGUUCGAAGAGUCCCUGCCUUUCUUCGACUCCAAAUUGUUGCAGCAUGCUCCUGCUCCCCUCGUCACCGACUCUCCUACCCGACCCAACUUCUCCGAUGAAACCAGCGAGCGCGGGUCCAUUUUUGAGCGACUGCGCAAGCCUGGUAGUAUCUCUUCCUUCUCCUCGUUCAUUGGACGCAAGAACCACUCGGCUUCGCCAGGGUCUUUCUUCAAGCAUGCGUCCAGCAAUGCGUCGAAGGCAUCCUUGGUUUCGAUGGAGUCCCGCGACAGUGGCUAUCGCAACCCAUGGAACGAUUCUGGCGUGAACCUCGCCGAGGACGACCUGCCGGUUCUCGGAAGCUCUCACAGCCACAGCAGCAGCAAUGGCUGGCCCGCGCGCUUUGACACGAAAUUUCCAUUCGGUACCGCGCCAGGGGACAUGACACCCAAGCAUGACCCGCGCGCCUCUUUUGACAGUGGUCGUCCUAGUACUUCCAAUUCUACUUCUGGAUACCCGGCCCCAAUCGGGCCACCGCGUUAA